Messenger RNA from Spirodela intermedia, 7206 nucleotides. The record is from the annotation of a GenBank genome assembly. Lineage: Eukaryota; Viridiplantae; Streptophyta; Magnoliopsida; Alismatales; Araceae.
AUGGACGACGGAGAUGGAGAGGGCGAUACUAGGACGUUCAGGGUCAAUUUCUCCGGGGAGGGUUUGGCGAGUCUCCGCGGGACUGUGAAAGAGAAGCUGAAGGAAUUCCUGGGAGAUUACACCGACGACACUCUUGCGGUACGAAUCAUUAACAUAUAUCUAUUCAUUAACUCAUAGUUUGGGAUUCGGGUGCGUGGGAGAUGGUCGCAUUUGUGUCUUUUCGCUUGUGGGAUGUGAAUGACAAAGAAAGGAAAUGUUCUUCAGGUCUUCAUGAAAUUUUGGAUUUCUCUCCCUCGGAGGAUGAUAUGUUUCAAAGAAGAUAUCAUUUUUUCUGUUUCUGCACGAUCAUAUACAAAAAACGCAUUGAACUUUUUAUGAUGGCACGGUGAGCUCCUGUGCAGGAUAGCGCAAAGAAGAGAAUGCAUUUGUUUUUAUUAUAUUGUGGGAAAGCAAGAUACAAAGAAAAUGUUCUGAGUCAGACGCUAACGGUGUCAAGUGCAAGUGCAUGAAGACAUUUGUGAGAUAGAAAAUUAGACAUCGUCAGAAUGCAGUUUUCAUGAAUCUCGUGUUUUUGAGGAAGAGAUGAAAGUUUUGAGGAUGAUGACGAGUGGAGACAUUUUGUUAUGGUUCAGAGGAAGCCGUCUUUUUGCAGAUGAUUGUCAACAGUUCAGUAUAGUGCUGGAAAUGGCAUCACCGUAUCAAUGUAAAUUAAUUCGUUAUGGCUUUUAAUCUAAUACGUUGGGGCCCCUUGAAUCCCUCUCUAAUGUUAUCCUCAGUUUUACAUGUAAGUGCUUAAAUGGUGAAGAGAAUACUGGUUGAGAGGGCUGUGGUAGACGGGAGUGCAGAUGAUCGAAUGGAACUCAGUUGAGAGGGCAGUUGUAGGCUGUUGGCAGAUUGUGCUUUUCAUGGCCAAUGAAAAUAAUUUUGGAAAAAAGAGGACCUUGAGUAUGGACCUUCAUAAGAAGUGGGACUAUUUUAUUGCUUUCAGGUUAUGCUUCCCGAGAGAGCAACAGCAAUCAUAUUGAGCUGUUUUAGAAUUAAAAAAUAAGUUGGUGAAUACUGAUAUGGCGCCAGGUUUUGAUGCUGUAAGUUAUGAAUAUGAGAGUGGAAAGCGUACAUAGGAGACACAAGAGAAGGAUGAUGUAGAAUACACAAGAGUUGAAAAUAGUUAUCCUGCUGUCAAGUAGCUAGUGGUUGAUUCAAGAUCGAAGAAAGGAGAUGGUAAAUGAAGAUGUCUUCAUUUCAUGGUUCAAAUGUAGUUUUGACAAAUAAUUGAUAUACGUGCACUUUUAGUGUUAAUUGAGACAAGGGCUUUAUUAUUUUAUUCGUCCCAUGUUUAUUCCUGUUGCAUUAUGCUGUACGAUAUGCCUCAAAAGAGAGUAUGCCAUAGAUUCUUUUUUAAAAGGAAAUUAUUUCAUCUCAGAACGUAGGCCUUUGUUGCACCCGUGGCCGCUACUGAAAGGCCACCAGAAAUAAUUAUUGGACCUUUCUAAUGAGCCUUAGUCUCGAUAUUCCUGGCACAGAACCUGGGUGCAUGUACAGCAGUAUGCUUGUUUGUGUUAUCAACAUAAUGAAAUUCCUGGAUUUUAUUGUGCGCAAAGGUUGUUUACUAUCUGCAAUUGGACAAAAAUAGUUCGUGAAAGUUCAUUUUAUUUAUAUGAUUUUAUAUCUUUCUCUAGGCAUUCUUCGAUUUUCCCUGCCUCUUAGUCUCCAUUGCGGGAUUAUAAUUUGAAUAAUAUCUGUUUCGAACAAAUUUCCGAGUUGAUGCAGUACCUUUGCUUUACUUUUUCAGGAAUAUGUUAUCGUCUUACUUAGAAAUGGGAGACACAAGGAGGAGGCUAGAAAGGAACUCGGUGUGUUCCUAGAAAAGGAUAGUGUUGCAUUUGUGUCAUGGUAGGUUUCUUACUACUUUAAAUUGCAUUCUGGCUGCGAUUGACAAAGUUCAAAAAUCACUUUGAUUUGAUUGAAAUAAUGUGAGCUAAUUUCUUCUUGUACGGGUGCCUUUAUGUGAUUUGAUAAUGUGCCUGUACUGUAGGCUUUGGGAUCACCUGUCCUCAAACUUGCACCUCUAUCUACCUCCGGAGGAAAACUUGAUCGAUGGAGACGAUAAUCUGACACCCACCUCAGGAGGAUCUAAUGACAACCUAGAGCAAGUAAGUGGUGGCAUCAAAUCGGAUUCGGAAAAUGGGCGGAAAAGACCUGUAAAAGAGUCCAGCAAUCGGCGGAAUAGGGAAUGGAGAGGCCUGGUCCAAGAUGAGACAGACUCACUUCAUCAGAGCACUACAAUUGAGAAUGCCCUUCAGGAAAAAAUCUCACGCAAACACAGUCCCAUCCGGAGAUCCCGCUCUCCUAGACCUCUGGUACAUGAAAAACGGAGGAGACAAGAUGAACAACAGACAACGAAGGUUAGUACAGUUUAAGCAGUUUUUUGGUGGCUUCCAUUGCUACUAGCCGUUGUUUGAAAUGUUUUCUGAAGCUAUUUUCUUUUUAUUUCAUAUUUUUGAUCUAUCAAGAAAAAGGUGAAUAAGUGGUCAGAGUUAGUCGAAAUAUUUUCAUUUCUAACUUUUCUUAAUUCUCUUGUGGUUCCUGUCAUUCAUUUCAAGUUGAUCUUAUUCUUAACGUUUUUCUUUCAUCGUUUUGUUUAUAUAUAUCUCGUAAAAGGAAAAUCUACCUGAUUCCGAAAUAAGAGAGUUUCCAUAGAUGGUGCUAAUUUUCAAAUUUCGUCUUAUGUGGUGAGUGCUAAAGAUUAAUUUUUGUUCACUGGUCUUAUAAAAUAUGAGUUCUGCCUUUUUUUUCUUAACAUAUGUUAAUGGUUAGGACGCUGCCCAUGAUUACAGUUGUAAUUGCCCAUUGUCAAGAACAUUGGAACCUCCUGAACCACCUGUACAUCGUCGUAUUCAUGAUGAUCAAUUAUGUCACAACUAUAGAUAAAAUUUCCAUCGGACAGCACUAAGACUGAUUGACUGUGGCCUGACAUGCGAAUGUUUAUUAUUAUCUUUAAAUACUGCACAUGUGAUUGGUGAUUAUUACGUCGAAAUAACCAAUGUUAGUCAAUGGGAUGCGUUUACGGUAUAAUGUCCAAUUUCUCUUGGUAGAAAUUUCUUGUGAUCUCUUAUUACCACCGUUUGGCUACAACGGUAAAAGCUGAUUAUUGGGAACUUUGUAUAGAUGGUAAUUGCUAGGUAGUAUAGCUGAGUAUCUCUGCUACGAGAAAAUUAUACAUUUUUUUAAUAUACAGGGUUUUGUUAAGGCAUUUUAGCGAUUUUUAGAGUUUCCUCUGGAGGUCGUUUUCACUUGCUCAUCUUCGUCGAAUAUUAUGACGUGUGUGUGUGCGUGGUCUCGAACAAGAUAUUGAAAAAUUAGUUGUUUAUCUCUCUUUUUAGUGAUGUUUGGUUCCUCUCCAUAUCUCACUUUGUUGUUUUUCUUUGCUACAUUAGCAGGACUUGAAUGCCAAACCUAUUCUUGGAGCUCCCAGCCGGCUUCUUCAAUUUGCUGUACGGGAUGCCGUCAAGACUGCACAGCGGGCAACUACAAGAUCUGAGUCUCCAUCUACAAGAUCCGAGCCUGCAUUAAAACGUCUUCGGUCUGUGGUUUCCACUUCUACCAUAGAUUCAGCCCCAGAUGAGGUACACCAGAGGACCAGAGUAGCUACACGGCUAUCUGGUGGCAUGGCAACCGCAGUCAGGGCAGCAGCAGAAGCUGCCAAUGAUACAACCAGGUCUAGAUCAUCAAAAAACGUCUUUAGCAGAUUAGGACAUGCUGUGGACGACUCACUUGUCCACAAAGAGUCAUCAGGGAAAGAGGCAAACCGCAGAUACUCUGAACAAAAUCUUAGUUUAAAAGGCCAUGAUUAUCCGGAAAGAAAUGGGCAUGAUGAGGAGUCUAUGCUCGAAAUGAUGGGGAUUAACGAGCAAGCGCGGACAGCCUCUGGUUCAGGCUCAGAUGAUGAAAACUAUAGCAAUGUUAAGAUUUCAAGGCCCAUGACUAUCGAUGGUUCUCGUGCUCAAAGUGUUUCCUUCGUACACCAGGGCAAAGAGACACUCAUGGGUCAGUAUAUUGUCACUCCAAAUACGGAAGAGGUUGCAAGGCAAUCACGAAUAAAAGAUGAACAUCCUCCUGUAGCUGCUGCCUCAAAUACGUCUCACAAGAUUGUAAAUACAUCUGUGAAUAUAAAUACGUGGAAACCGUCCCACAACCAAUCGCAGAGGGAGGCUAUGAUGGUUAGUCAGAUUCGCGAGGAGAAAAUGGAAGCAGGUCAACAUAAUAUGGCUGUUCAGCUCCCAACGGGAAGCAAUGCCAACUCGCUCAAGAACGUGGAAGUAUGUUUUGACCCUUCAUUUCUUUCUUGCCGCGCCUCAUUCAUGCAGUGAAAGGUUACUUCUAUGAUGCUUGUGCCUGCGAGAAACAAUGUAUUGAUCAUGUGAUGCUUCUAUGAUGCUUAUGUUACCCUGUCUCAAAGAUUUAUUCCUCAAAUUUUCUCUUUUUUAUCUACCUCGUUUCAGAUCAUAAUGCUGAACCCAAUUUUUUUGAAGCUGUGCCUUAGAUUUUUUUCAUGAAACUAGUUUUAUCUUUAGUAUGGUAUUCGAUGUUGAUCUACUUGCAAGUAAUUUGUACUUACACUGGCGCUUUUUCAUGAAUGUUUUUAUCUUCGUUUUGGCUAUUCAAUCUUUGCCUGCUCUUAUUUUUCAUGAAUUAUAUGUUCAUUUAUAGUUCAUUCCCUUUAUUAUCAUUAAUGUUUCUUCUUUAUUACUAUUCAUUUGGGAUGUGAUAUUUAGUCUACAACAUUAGUUGUUGUCUUCCUUUCGUUUUUGAUUCUGUGAUAGACAUUGCACCUUGUUGCCCGUUGUACAGGAGACAGCUCGUGCCAAUGGUGAAAAGGGUACACCAAAGUCUAUGACGUCCACCAUUGGUAUGCUAUUCAUUUUAUAUCUCUAAAACUUUUUUCUGCGUACCAUAAAAGGUUAGAUCCUGCAUGCAUGGAUCACUUAGGUAAACCAUCAUAAUUAUGCCUCCUUUUAUUCUCUUUCCAUUUGAUAAGAUGUAUGCCACUUAAGACGUGGGCGAUGAAAUGCCAUCAUAAAUGGUGCGUUUUUAUUUGAAAACUUUGAUAAAUUUUGAGAAUGAGAGCCGGGUUCUACAAAUUAUGAAUCAAUAUUUGCAGCUAUAAUCACCUUCAUUCCUAUCUACCUGACGAUUUUUAGUAUUUUAUUAAAUAUUAAUUACCAUUUCCUCAAGCUUUGAGUUUAUGAAACAAAUCGAUCACUAUUACCUCGAGCUAGUUGUAACGCUCUGGACAGACAGUUUCUGUGUGCGCAUGCGUGGUGUUUUUCAUAUCAUAGGGACUGUUUCCAUCUUAACAUCCUACUAGUUAACAUAUCCACUACUUUGUGAUUAGUAUGCUGUGAAUUCACAGGUUCUUACUCGACCACUCGUCCUUCUGAAGACGCCGAUUCCCGAACUAUCUUUGUCAGCAACGUAUGCCCUUUACCUCCUGACUUGAAAGCGCCAAACCAUAAAUUGUGGAUGAUACUGUCAUAAAUCCUUUUUAUGAUAUUAUCUGCAGGUCCACUUUGCUGCUACUAAAGACACCCUUUCGCGGCAUUUCAAUAAAUUUGGAGAAGUGCUGAAAGUGAUCAUCGUAACUGAUGCUGCGACUGGACAACCAAUAGGGUCAAUACUCGAGAAAUGAUUCUUUUUUUUUUCCUCCCUCUUUCUGGUAGAGGCUUGAAGCUGACUUUGUGUUGACUUCUGAACAGGUCUGCCUACGUGGAGUUCUUGAGGAAUGAAUCUGCGGAGCUUGCUUUAUCACUGAAUGGGACGUCGUUCAUGUCACGGAUCCUCAAGGUACAUUGAAGACUUGGCACCCAUAUUUGCUGAUUUUAGUGGUACUACUCUGCCUGUCAUAUGGUGUCUGAGAGGGUUCUUGGAGCAUCCACCUGAAAACCAAUUGGCAAUGAAUCUAGUCGGCCCGUCAUUAUAAUGUCAUGUUUAUUUCUUUAAUAGCUAAUAGAGGACUGUAGAUUGACUUUCUGAGUUUGCCACGUGGACAAAAUACAUGGGUCAACGUGGACAGAACCAAUUGGUGACGAGUAGGGUAGGCUCCAUCUUUGUAAUCACAUGUUUAUUUCUAAUAAUAAUUAACAUGGGAUAUUCUGCACUCGAUAUGGUAACUAAAGCUGGAGGGUUGCCAGGUGUCAGAGAGAGUGUCUCAAAUGAUCAAGGAUAAGGAGCAUUGACUGAGGAAUGUGUGGGGCCCUCAUUCCAUCCCACGCUCUCACCAUGGGCAUUCUGCUUUAAUCCUGUGGGGUUGAUGGCACUGGAUGGGUAGAGGUUGGGUCUUUUCUCUUUCCUAUUUUAAGAACCCUAAUAGGGUAGAACUGGGCAUGGAAUAGUGUUUUUUUCCCCUUCCCCUCUAUUCAAUGCGACUGCAUGGAUCUGAAAGCCGAAAUCUUAUCUUUUUUUAAAAAUAAAAUUAAAAACUCUAUUUUUUUAGGUCAGUUAUCCAUUAAACAAGUCAACUCUUCUCUUGAGGUGUAAUCAAUUUUUCAUGUCGUCUGCAUGGAUCUAAAGAUCCAAAUCCGUCUUUUUUCUAUUUAUCAGAACAUUUGUUUUUAAAAGCUCAGAUAUCCAUCUAAACAGGGCUCUCGAAGUGUGAUCCUCUUUCAAGAUGUCAACGCGGAUCUGAAACCAGAAAUUCAUCUUCUUUCUUUACAAAAAUCAGUAGCAAUACUGUUUCUCACAAGUUUCUCUUGAGCUCUGAACCUUGUUUACUUCCAAUCCGCCGUCACUUAACCUGACAGGAUGGUCAACUCCCUCCGGAGAGGUCUGAUUAGCAUCUCCCAUGAACAUUUCUCUGCGCAGGUCGUCCUGGGAAGCUCCGCUCACCAUGAGGCCGCCGCCAUGAGCCCCUGGUCCCGGGGGUCCUCCUGGGGUCAACCCUAUCCAGCCCGGGCCGGCGGGAGCUACCCAUUCUCCAGAGCUGCCGCCACCUUCGGCGGUGCCUUUGGCAGGCGCCUCCCCAUCAAGACCGGAGCUCGGAGCUUGCAGUGGAAGCGUGAGUCCCCUUCUCCGGCCACCGACGGCAAGCACCUUCAGAACUCUCCUCUGCCCGGCAGCGGCGGCGGCGGCGGUGGUCUCCUGUCUCCGACGGCGAGAAGCCUUACCUACGUCCGGAGCAAGCCCAAGCCCGAUGAAGCUGCUGCAUGA